Anopheles coustani is the source of this 579-nucleotide messenger RNA. Its product is annotated as protein D3-like. The coding region runs from base 1 to 579 and encodes 192 amino acids. Lineage: Eukaryota; Metazoa; Arthropoda; Insecta; Diptera; Culicidae. The record is from RefSeq and is a predicted model, not a curated record. The transcript has 2 exons.
AUGGCGCAGGCGGACAUCGGGCAGUUCUUCGCCGAGCACGACAUCGUGCCGGUGCUGGUGGACCGGGCGCCGCAGUCGUUCGCGAAGGUGGUGUACCGCGGGAAGAAGCUGGUCGACGCGGGGAAGGAGCUGUCGCCGACCGAGGUGCGCGAGGAACCGAAGGUCGAGUGGUACGCCGACCCGACCGCGCUGCACACGCUGGUGAUGAUCGAUCCGGACUCGCCGAGCCGGAUGGAGCCGUCGAACCGGGAGUUCGCCCACUGGCUGGUCGGCAACAUCCCGGGCCGGCAUGUGCAGAACGGCGAGACGCUGUUCCAGUACGUGCCGGUUUUCCCUCGCUCCGGCGUCGGCUUCCACCGGUACAUCUUUCUCGUCUUUCGCCAGCAGUCCUGGAACGACUAUUCCGAGGCACCGCGCGCGUCAAGCAACAACCGGACGCCGAGGGUGCGCUUCAGCACGCGAGAUUUCGCUCGCCGGUACAGCCUAGGCCAGCCGGUGGCCGGUAACUUCUUCAUCGCGCAGUACGACGACUACGUGCCGGUGGUUCUGGCCAAAUUUCCACCCUCCGACGAUUACUGA